This is a messenger RNA of Trametes versicolor FP-101664 SS1, 1953 nucleotides long. RefSeq lists its product as uncharacterized. The record is from RefSeq and is a predicted model, not a curated record. The transcript is spliced from 5 exons. NCBI's taxonomy places the organism in Eukaryota, Fungi, Basidiomycota, Agaricomycetes, Polyporales, Polyporaceae. Bases 1 to 1953 code for a protein of 650 amino acids.
AUGCGUCUAGAUCUCGACACUCUGGAAAUUGUCUGCACCUUCGUAGAGGACCCACAGACGCUUGUUUCAUGCUCAUUAACUUGCCACGCAUUCCGCGAGAUUGCCACCAAAAGACUUCUCGCUGUGCGAGCCGUCGACCUCUGCGAUGAACGCUCCAUCCGCGCCUUCCACACCUUUCUCUUCGCCUCCACAGCCGCGCGCUCUCCCUACGUCCGUAUAAUCAACCUCCUGGUCGAGAAUGUCGACGCACGGAGCCGUAUGGCGGUUGCGCAGUUGGUGGUCGACAUCCUGAAGCACGCGCCCUUUCUCGAGCGACUGUCUAUCCCUUUCGGAGAGCAGACCUUCAUGUGUCUUCGGCAUUUGGAUAUCCACAAGGCGAUCGGGAAACUGACUCGUCUCCAAGACCUCUCCAUCCCCCUCUGGUCUGGCUACACGGAGCAGAUCCUCCUUACCAUCCGUUCGCCUUUGAAGAUCAUCCGCGUAUCCCUCGAGGCCAUUUGGACCUCAGACCGCACCGAGUGGAUCACGCCCGACCGCCUCCACGAAGUCGUCGGCGCCUUUUCACAGACUCUCGAAUCGCUCAGUAUAACACAGCGGCCGAUCAAACUUGACCCGGACUCGAAAGGCCUGCCAUAUCCCGCGGUGGACAGCGUGGAGUUCUCCGGUACUGCGGGCCCGCCAUGGGUGGACGUCCUCGUGCACAUGUUCCCGAGCCUCGGUCUGACUCUCAAUCUCGGCGAGGGCGACUACAUGCUAGUGGAUGAAGAUGCCGAGCAGCAGCGCAUCCGCCUCGCUAACAAGGAGCACCAGGCGCGCGGCGCGCGAUGGGAGCGCCUGGGAACCGUCGUCGGGGACACGCUCACGCUGUACAUGCUCGGCCUGACGUGCCCGAUCGGCAGGCUUAUGGUCGACUCCUCCAGCGCGCACCUAAAGGACCGGCUGGUGGAAGUCCUGCGCGACUCCCCGCCGACGCAUUUGAAGCUGACGAUCAUGCUCAGCCACGGGGUGGGCGCGUUCGAGGACACCUUCCCGGUCGAGGUCGUCCCGCGGCUCACGCACCUCGUUCUGUUCGUGAUAUACGACAACCUGGACGAGGACGAGCGCACCGACCGGUUCACGGUGUCGGCCAUGCAGUGGGCGGCGUUCCUCGAACUGGUGAUCUGCGCCAUCCGGCACCUCCGUCUCACCCACCUCCGGCUCGUCAUCUACUACAACGUCGAUCUCACAGGCGAGAACACAGUCGGGUACUCCAAGGGAUUCGUCCGCAGCCUGCGCGAGCACAAAUCAUCCUCGAUCGCCGCCGCGCUGAUGGAGGCCGUCCCCACGCUGCGCUAUGUCUUCCUGACUUUCGGCGGCCAUUACGAAGUCCGUGCAUCGCAGAAAGACAACUGGGUUGACGAGGAUCGUGCGGCGAUUGAGAUGAGGGGGCAAUGGAUGAAGUCGUCUGGCUGGGCGAGUGUCGGAGGUGAAGGUGCCGAGGAUGGAAGCAGGGCACUGGCGGGUGCUCAGCCCUUGAGGGUACUAGAGGAUGAGGUCGCCGAAAAGAUGAUAGAAGACGAAGGACUACUCGUUUCACGACAAGACGAAUCGAUGAUGGAAAUGCCCUACGAAUGGAUUCCCGAAGAGACCGCGGACUGGGAACCGUCACAUCCGAACGUGAACCAGCACCGCACCUACCCUUUUUCUCAAAGCCCAUCACCACCAAUCAUGACCGGCAGCAUCAUCGUCUACAACGCAACCUCCGAGCCGUGCCACGUCUUCGUAUCCAAGUACUCGCGCCAGUCCGCCCACGACGACUGGUAUGUCCUCCAGCCUGGCCAGCGCGACUCGUGGGAGCGCGAUGGCUGGGAGUUCGUCGGGUUCAAGAAUGCAGACGACACCGACCGCUCGGGGGUGUAUGUCCGUGUCAACACCACCGUUACCUUCAACGGGCUGCACAACCUCUCCACGUAG